AUGUGCCCGUGCCCCCUGCACCGCGGCCGCGGGCCCCCGGCCGUGUGCGCCUGCCCCGCGGGCCGCCUGGCGCUGCGCUCGGCCGCCGCGCAGCUCACGGCCGCCCGGCUGCAGGCGCUGGGCGACGAGCUGCACCGGCGCACCAUGUGGCGGCGCCGCGCGCGGAGCCGGGGGCCGCGGGCGCCCGGCGCGCCCCCCGCCUUCUGGCCCUGGCUGUGCGCGGCCGCGCAGGUGGCGGCGCUGGCGGCCUGGCUGCUCGGCAGGCGGAGCCUGUAG
Messenger RNA from Pipistrellus nathusii (Nathusius's pipistrelle), 276 nucleotides. Lineage: Eukaryota; Metazoa; Chordata; Mammalia; Chiroptera; Vespertilionidae. The record is from the annotation of a GenBank genome assembly.